AAAUGUGUAGAUCUAAUAAUUCCUUGUAUGCGAUUUUUCUCUGCUUCCACCAGCAAAAUGAAAAUUAUUCAGUAAAGACCACUUCUUUCGUAAGCUUACUUUAAAUAGAAGAUUAUCAGGUGAUUCAAUCAUAUCAGAGACUUUAUCUAUAGACCAAAGUGCUAUAGUCAUCUCAAUUCAUUGAUAUAGCUGAUUUCCAUGAUUAUAAUCUACCACUCCUUCGCUUCAUUCAAUUAGUUUGUUGAUAGUUUAUAAAUGCAACAAGUCGUGGAAAUAAUUCAAGAAAUAUAGUGGUAAAUCUUUUUGCAUUCAAAUUAUGACUUAUCAAAGUUCAUAUGAAUUAGAUAUACCUAUAAUAUCCAUAAGAAAGUUGAUAGAUAAGUACCCUAGCCUUCAAGCCAAUUCAAUCAAGAAACCUAUCCGAUCCAAUAAUCAAAUCACUCGCCAGAGGUUACAACUUGACUUUGAAUAUGAAUAUGAUUUUAGUACAACUAAGAAUCAAAUUGAUAUAACUGAAAUUAUCAUUCAAGAUCAUUUUAACAUUCUGAAUUAUAAACUAAGGAGAGAUAAGUUAUGUCCUAGGAUUAAUAAUCGAAUGGAAUAUUUGUUGAUAUUAGAAUCGUGUUUGAUCGAACCUUGUUGCAUUGAUAAAGCUGUUCAAGAUGCGAAUUACGUUAUCGACAUUGGGACUGGUUCUUCUUUAGUGUAUCCUAUUAUUGGCACCAAGAUAAGUCAGUUUAAGAAUAAAUAUAUUGCCACUGAGAUCAAUGAAACUUCAGUCAAUCAUAUAGGAAAGAUAUUAAAUGAAAACAUACAGCUACAAAAUAAUGUUCAAUUGGUGAAAGGGAACAAUCAACAGUUAAUUCCUGAAAUAAGUCAAGAUAAAAAGGUUAAAUACUUAGUAUGCAAUCCACCAUUCUAUACCAACAUAGAAGAAUUGAAUGAAAAGGAAGGCCUCAAGAAAACUAUCAAACCAAAUGAAUUAACCAUAGAUGAUAGUGAGUUAAUUUAUGAUCAAGGUGGAGAAUUAGCAUUUAUAAGAAAGUUAAUUGAUGAAAGCACAGUCUUAAUAAACAGUCCUAAUACUUUCCCAACAUUCGAAAACUGUUGGUUUACAAGUCAAGUUGGUAUCCAUAGUCAUUUAGAGGAAUUAAAUGAAUAUAUCGAGUUAAGAGGAAUACCAUUCAAAUUCAACGAGAGUAUAAAGUUCAACACCACGAGAUGGAUUAUUGGAUGGAGAUUUGGUGGACAUCAAUCAGUAAUGAUUCAAAAGUAUGUAUCUCCAUUGAAUUGGCCAUCUAGGAAUGUUCUUCAAAAUAUAUUUAGCAAGCUUCAUCAACAUUUGGAAGAAACCAAGGGAAGAUUUAACGAUUUCCAAUUCAAGUUGAUCACAGUUAAACAUAACAGGAAUGUAUUCUAUGUCAGAACUAAUGAAUACAUUUGGUUAAGAAAGAUACGACGGUUAUUGAGUAAUUCAACUAUGUCUAGAAGUUCAGACCUAUCUUUUGAUAAAGAUAUUUUAAUUCGAAUCUUUGUGGACAAAGGCAAGGAUAACUUUGAUUUAAAUAUUUUAACAAAUGAAGUCGACCAUAACAUUCAUUACAACAGUCUAAAAUCAAUGAUUAAUCAGUUGCUAGUACCGUCAUCCUGAAUAUUCUACAAUUAGUCUAUUAUGCUCUAUUUUAUAUUCCGAUAUAUAGAAUCCCUAUCCUAAUAUAUAAUGAUGAUAUGCAUGCUUAUAUUAUUUAG
Molecule: messenger RNA, 1749 nt
Organism: Scheffersomyces coipomensis
Lineage: Eukaryota; Fungi; Ascomycota; Pichiomycetes; Serinales; Debaryomycetaceae
Exons: 1
Coding region: 317-1651 (444 amino acids)
Biological process (GO): rRNA base methylation
Cellular component (GO): nucleus
Molecular function (GO): 23S rRNA (adenine(1618)-N(6))-methyltransferase activity
Source: RefSeq, a predicted model, not a curated record